Messenger RNA from Cynara cardunculus var. scolymus (artichoke), 4420 nucleotides. Its product is annotated as DExH-box ATP-dependent RNA helicase DExH11. Gene Ontology annotation, biological process: nuclear-transcribed mRNA catabolic process, 3'-5' exonucleolytic nonsense-mediated decay. Bases 163 to 4284 code for a protein of 1373 amino acids. NCBI's taxonomy places the organism in Eukaryota, Viridiplantae, Streptophyta, Magnoliopsida, Asterales, Asteraceae. The record is from RefSeq and is a predicted model, not a curated record. The transcript is spliced from 23 exons. Gene Ontology annotation, cellular component: Ski complex. Gene Ontology annotation, molecular function: RNA helicase activity; RNA binding; ATP binding.
CGGGGGGGUUUUAACAACGGUUUAAGGAAACCCGCAUAAUUUGAACCGUUCGAAUUGAAAAUUCAGUGAAUUUCAUAGAAAACUUUGGAGUUUUGAAGGCGUAGAAGCAGAAUUCAGUGAAUUUCAUAGAAAACUUUGGAGUUUUGAAGGCGUAGAAGCAGAAUGGAUCGAAUCGACACAGUGAAAGAGUUGCCUUUCCGGGUCGGGUUCACCGGUCACAGCGGCCAUAUUCGAAUCGAGCCGCUACCUCCUGUUCAACAGUCCAGCCCCAUUAACUCGCUACCGGAGUUUAUACUUCCACCUGCAUUUGCUAGGGAAACACCAGAAUCAAUCAAAACGCUUGUUGAGGAUAAAUAUCUCCUCCCAAGAUUGGAUCCUGAUGAAUUUUCUGCCGAAAACUCUGGAAGGCAGUGGGAGUUUGAGUGGUUUGAUCAAGCAAAAAUUCACUUAGAGCCAACAUUGCCACGCUCUGUUGUAGUACCUGCAUGGGAAUUACCAUUUAGACGGCCAGAGCGUGCAUCAGAGCUUGAGAAAUGGGAACCUGCAUCUGUGCAGGUUGAUGUGUCAGAACUCAUGGUAGAAGCGGAGAAUUCUAUUGGUGUGCGCAUUAGUGGACCUCCAAAGGAUUUUGUGAAGGGAAGCAUUAACAACCGUCCUUUUCGUCCAGGUGGUUUGGACGAUUCUCAAUCCAUGGGAAGGACUUUUCCUGAGGGUGCUUCAAAUGGUGAAUGGGUACGGGAAGUGCUGAAUGGUGCUCCUGCCCAAGUCAUCCCUCCUAGUUUUAAAGAAGGAAUGGAUCUCGGAGAGCUCAAGGGACAUCCAUGUUCUUGGAUUAUUCAUGAAGAUCAGAGUGUGCCCAAGACAACAUCUGAGAGUACUUUAUCUGUCCAGUUUGAUGACUUAUUUAAAAGAGCUUGGGAAGAGGAUGUUACGGAACUAGCCAUUGAUGGAGAAACAUCAGAGUUAGAAAUUGAAGUAAUCGAGGCCGGAUCUCCCAAGUCCAUUUCACCGGAAGUUGAAAACAAGUCAGAUCUUCCUGUUGGUGCACUUGACUCUGAAUCAUCUGUUAUAGAUCAGAUUUUGUCAACUGGAUCUGAAGGAUUGGGUAAAGGAUUGGAUGAUUCUGGUGAUGGUGGUCGACAACAACCAAAUGAGGCAAAGGAUGAUUCUAGUGAUGGAGGUCGACAACAACCAGAGGCAAAAGUCUGGGCUGUUACUGGAGGUAGUGAUGGGAUUGCAGACCAUUUUGAUGAACUUGUUCCUGACAUGGCAUUGGAUUUCCCUUUUGAACUAGAUGCAUUUCAAAAGGAGGCUAUAUAUUAUCUUGAGAAGGGGGAAUCGGUUUUUGUUGCAGCUCAUACAUCCGCAGGAAAGACUGUUGUUGCAGAGUAUGCCUUUGCACUAGCAUCAAAGCACUGCACGAGAGCAGUAUAUACUGCUCCCAUCAAAACAAUCAGCAACCAAAAGUACAGGGAUUUUUCUGGAAAGUUUGAUGUUGGUCUUCUCACUGGGGAUGUUAGCUUGAGGCCAGAGGCUUCCUGCCUCAUCAUGACAACUGAGAUAUUAAGAUCAAUGCUUUACAGGGGCGCUGAUAUCAUACGUGACAUUGAAUGGGUUAUAUUUGAUGAAGUGCAUUAUGUAAAUGAUGUUGAAAGAGGGGUUGUUUGGGAAGAGGUUAUCAUCAUGCUUCCAAGGCAUAUCAAUUUUGUUCUCCUCUCUGCCACGGUACCUAAUACAAUUGAAUUUGCCGAUUGGAUUGGCAGGACAAAGCAAAAGCAAAUCCGUGUAACUGGGACUACCAAGAGGCCAGUCCCGUUAGAGCACUGCCUUUUUUAUUCUGGAGAACUCUACAAAAUCUGUGAACUCGAGAAGUUUAUACCCCAGGGACUGAAAGCAGCUAAAGAUGUCUAUAAGAGAAAAAAUAUGGGCACCCCAGUUGGUGGUGGUUCUGGAACAUAUCCAUCACUUCCAGCAGCUCAUGCCAGUGUCCACUCUCAAAAACCCAACAGUUUUAUGAGGGGAAAACAAAACAGGCAAUCUGGUCCCCAGAACUUGGGGAACUUUGUUGGUGCUGGUCGGGGCAAUCAAAACUACAGUGGUGGAAACAACAAUUGGGGUUCAAGAAUAUCAGAAAAAUCUCUGUGGUUGUCACUCAUUAAUAAGCUGUCAAAGACAUCCCUUUUACCUGUGGUGAUAUUUUGCUUCUCGAAGAAUCGCUGUGACAAAUCAGCCGAUAAUCUGCGUGAAACUGACCUCACAAGUCGUUCUGAGAAGAGUGAAAUUCGCAUUUUCUGUGACAAAGCAUUUUCGCGGCUAAAGGGAUCUGACAGGAACCUACCACAGAUUGUCAGAGUCCAAGGUCUUCUUCACAGAGGGAUUGGUGUACAUCAUGCCGGCCUGCUCCCAAUAGUCAAGGAAGUAGUUGAAAUGCUUUUCUGUCGUGGCGUUAUUAAGAUUUUAUUUUCGACUGAGACAUUUGCAAUGGGGGUUAAUGCGCCAGCUAGAACGGUUGUUUUUGAUACCGUAAGGAAGUUUGAUGGAAAGGAAUUUAGACAGUUACUACCUGGAGAAUACACACAGAUGGCUGGCCGUGCUGGUAGGAGAGGGCUUGAUAAUAUUGGUACUGUUCUUGUGAUGUGUCGUGAUGAAAUCCCAGAAGAGAGUGAUUUGAAGCUUGUCAUAACUGGCAGUGCAACCAGGCUUGAAUCUCAGUUUCGGUUGACAUAUAUCAUGAUAUUGCAUCUCCUUCGUGUUGAAGAAUUGAAGGUGGAGGACAUGCUGAAAAGAAGUUUUGCUGAAUUUCAUGCUCAGAAAAAACUGCCAGAGCAACAGCAAUUGUUGAUGCGAAAGCUUUCUCAGCCUACAAAAGUUAUCGAGUGCAUAAAGGGUGAGCCAGCAAUUGAGGAUUACUAUGGAUGGUACUUGGAGGCUGAGAUGUACAGCAACCAGAUAACUGAGACUAUUAUGCAGUCUUCAGUUUGUCAGCCUUUUCUUAUGCCAGGAAGAGUGGUGGUUGUGAAAUCACAAUCUGGAGAGGACCACUUACUAGGAGUUAUCUUAAAGGCACCUUCCUCCUCCAAUAAUAAACAAUACAUCGUUAUGAUGCUUACACCAUCUUUACCAGCUACAUUACAAAGUUCCUCAAGUGGUGAUGCUUCACAAAAGAAAACAACUGCUGGUAUCCAGAUAUUAAUACCAAAAUCAAAACGUGGUAUGGAUGACGAUUAUUAUUCUUCUGCCACCGCACGCAAGGGAACAGGUGUUGUCAACAUUAAAAUGCCCCACCGUGGUAGUGCUGCUGGGGCUAAUUAUGAGGUCCGAGAAAUUGAUACUAAAGAAUUCUUAUCUAUAUGCAAUGCCAAGAUUAAGAUCGAUCAAGUUGGGCUUUUGGAAAAUGAUAGCAAUGCAGCUUAUUCCAAAACGGUACAAAAUCUUUUAGAUAAGAAAUCCAAUGGAAACAAGUACCCUCCAGCCCUCGAUCCACUUAAAGAUUUGAAGCUGAAAGACUUGAAUCUAGUGGAAGUUUACUACAGAUGGAAUAACCUAUUGCAAAAGAUGUCAGAAAACAAGUGCCACAAUUGUGUUAAGUUGGGGGAGCACAUAAAAAUAGCUAGAGAGAUAAGGAAGUAUAAAGAGGAAGUUAAUGCACUAAAAUUUCAAAUGUCGGAUGAAGCACUUAAGCAGAUGCCUGAUUUUCAGGGUCGUAUUGAUGUCCUCAAGGAGAUUGGCUGUAUAGAUACAGACCUUGUGGUUCAGAUCAAAGGCCGGGUUGCCUGUGAGAUGAAUUCGGGAGAGGAAUUGAUAUGCACAGAGUGCUUAUUUGAGAACCAGUUGGAUGAUUUGGAACCAGAAGAAGCUGUGGCGUUGAUGUCGGCUUUUGUAUUUCAGCAGAGGAACGCUUCUGAACCUUCUCUUACUCCGAGAAUGUCACAAGCUAAACAAAGGUUGCACGAUACAGCUAUCAAACUUGGCGAGCUUCAAGCACAUUUCAAAAUACAGAUUGACCCUCAUGAGUAUGCUCGAGAGAAUCUCAAGUUUGGACUUGUUGAAGUCGUUUAUGAAUGGGCAAAGGGUACUCCAUUUGCGGAUAUAUGUGAACUGACUGAUGUCCCUGAAGGGCUUAUCGUAAGAACCAUCGUGCGGCUGGAUGAAACAUGUCGUGAAUUCAAAAACGCUGCAGCCAUCAUGGGUAACUCUGCGUUAUGCAAGAAAAUGGAAGCCGCUUCAAAUGCCAUAAAACGCGAUAUUGUUUUUGCUGCUAGUUUGUACAUUACUGGCUUGUAGGAACUUUUUGGUCAUUUUAUUUCAUUUAGGAACCUUGUGUGUAUCAUUAGGUUGAGUACAUUGACAAUGUUAAGUUAGUAACCAAAAUAGUGUAACCUUGUACGUUUUUUAACUCGAAUUUUAAAAUAACUUAAAC